CACUUCGUGAGCGAGGAGGCCAGCCGCGAGGUGGCCAAGGCCCUGCUGCGGGAGCUCCUGCCGCCCGCCGCCGGCUUCAAGUGCAAGGUCAUCUUCCACGAUGUUGCUGUGCUGACAGACAAGCUCUUCCCCAUUGUGGAGGCCAUGCAGAAGCACUUCAGUGCUGGCUCGGGGACCUACUACAGCGACUCCAUCUUCUUCCUCUCGGUUGCCAUGCACCAGAUCUUGCCCAAAGAGAUCCUGCGGAUCAUUCAGCUGGACCUUGACCUGAAGUAUAAGACCAACAUCAGAGAGCUGUUUGAGGAGUUUGACAACUUCCUGCCAGGUGCUGUUAUCGGCAUAGCCAGAGAGAUGCAGCCUGUGUACAGGCACACAUUCUGGCAGUUCCGCCAUGAGAACCCCAAGACUAGAGUUGGGGACCCUCCGCCUGAGGGGCUCCCUGGCUUCAACAGUGGAGUAAUGCUGCUGAACCUAGAGGCCAUGCGCCAGUCCCCGCUUUACAGCCAUCUGCUGGAGCCUGCACGGGUACAGCAGCUUGCAGACAAGUACCACUUCCGGGGCCACCUUGGGGACCAGGACUUCUUCACCAUGAUCGGCAUGGAGCACCCUGAGCUCUUCCAUGUGCUGGAUUGCACUUGGAACAGGCAGUUGUGCACCUGGUGGAGGGACCAUGGCUACAGCGAUGUCUUCCAGGCAUACUUUCACUGUGAGGGCCAUGUCAAGAUCUACCAUGGGAACUGCAACACCCCUAUCCCAGAGGACUAGGACCCAGCUCACCCACUAUGCCUAUGGGGCUCCCGGACAUGGGGAAGGAGGAGUGACUCUGCAAGGAUGCCCUUGGGAUCCAGGUGCUGCAGGCCCCCCAGCUGUCCAGUCCCUGUCCAGUGGCCAUCCAAAGAAGCUUAGCUGAGCACUGCUGGAGCUCAGGUUGUUUCCCUUCAGGGCAUUGUGAAGGACAGACACAGAUGUCUUCCAGGAUGUAGCUGAAGAUACAAAGGACAAGAUUCCCUUGUCCACAUCCUUUUGAAAGAACUGGCUUUUGCUAGACCAAAUAAGUGUUUAACUUAGAUAGGCAGGCUUCUGUUUUGUGAGAAGAAACAAGUCGUGCUGCUGUAGUCCCAGUGAGCACUGAGCCAGUGAGUCAGGGCUUUAACAAGUAGCCCAGAGUUUAAGCCUCCGAAGGAAUGCCACAGUCCCACAAUCUUUCCCAGGAGGCUUUGCACCUCCUCUCCAGAUGUUCUUGUUGCUUGGUGCAGGCUUCGAGGGCAGCAUCUCUUUAGGUAAGGCCUCUUGGGCUGCUAGGGAGCCUAUAAUAACCCCUUAUUGUAGCACUCAGAGCUCUUAGCUCCCCCAGCGUAUCCAGGAACCCAUUUUCCCUUGUCUGUCCACCUCCUCCCCGUGACCUGGCUGUACUAAGGAAUCAAAUUCACUGUCAAAGAACAGAGAUUGGCCAUGCUGAGGCACGCACUUGCAAAGGGCUGGCCUAUGGUCUCACUGGUCUCUGGUGUGGAAAACAGACAGACCCAUACUUUCCCAUGGCACUGUGCCAGGCCUACCCCUACAGAAGAGUGCACCAUUCCUUUAUUUGUGCUUAUAAUGGGCUCUGUAAGUCAGCUGUCCACAUGAAGCCACCACAGGCCAUGCCAUACAGUCCAGCUCAUGUCCUCAGGCAAGAAAUGUUCAAGUCUCAUUAUAUUUUCUUUCAGUUUCAUUGACUUUUAAAUUUCCUUUCACCACAAGUGAGAAUAGCUAAUAAAUAAUCUUUGAGAACACUUGA
Molecule: messenger RNA, 1777 nt
Organism: Cricetulus griseus (Chinese hamster)
Lineage: Eukaryota; Metazoa; Chordata; Mammalia; Rodentia; Cricetidae
Source: RefSeq, a predicted model, not a curated record